Molecule: messenger RNA, 2276 nt
Organism: Cuscuta campestris
Lineage: Eukaryota; Viridiplantae; Streptophyta; Magnoliopsida; Solanales; Convolvulaceae
Source: the annotation of a GenBank genome assembly
AAACAACAACACAAACAACCUCGCCCUGCGUUCCAUUCUGGAUAAAGAUAAAUUGAACAGAACAAACUUUGUUGACUGGCAACGCAAUCUCUGCAUUGUUCUCCGCAUGGAUGAGAAAGAGUAUGUGCUCGAAAAGCCCAUUCUUCCUGCCCCUCCCGCUAACGCCCCGAAAGCGGUCAAAGAUGUCUAUGAGAAACACGUCAAGGAUGACAACCAGGUUAGCUGUGUCAUGCUGGCUACCAUGAUAACCGAGCUGCAAAAACAGCACGAGGACAUGAAGGCCCACGAGAUGAUCGUGGCCUUGCGGCAGCUAUACCAGGGGCAAUCCAGGCAUGAACGUUUUCUCGUGAGUAAGGCUCUCUUUAGUUGCAAGCUCUCUUCAGGGAACCCGGUCGGUCCGCACAUUCUCAAAAUGAUUGGUUACAUAACCAAUCUGGAGAAACUCGGGUUCUCCUUGCAGAGGGAGCUGGCAACGGACCUGAUCCUGCAGUCGCUCCCUGAGCUGUAUAAGGGUUUUGUCAUGAACUACAUGAUGCAUGAUCUUGACAAACCCCUUCCGGAGCUUCUUAAAAUGCUCCAGACUGCAGAGGAGAACCUUACUAAGGGCAAGGGUGAUUCCGUCCUUAUGGUCCAAGGCGGAAAGGGGAAGCCGAAGAAGGGGAUUAAGAUUAAGGCUAGGACGGUCGGAAAGCCUAAAUCGAAGUCCACUUCAUCUGCAACCCAGAAACCCAUAGGAGGAGUUGCAAAGGGCAAAUGUCAUCACUGUGGUAAGGCAGGCAACUGGAGAAGAACCUGCAAAACAUACCUCGCUACCAAGAAGAAGGAAGGUACGACCAUUUCUUCUGAGGUGUAUGUUAUAGAAGUUAACAUGUCUAUAUCUUCAUCAUGGGUACUAGAUACUGGAUGUGGGUCUCAUAUCUGUACUACCAUGCAGGGACUGAAGCAGAGUAGACGGUUAGCUCGAGGCGAGAUUGAACUCCGAGUCGGCAAUGGUGCACCUGUUGCAGCUUUGGCAAUCGGAACUUAUAGUUUAGUCUUGCCUAGUGGUCUAAUGUUGGAAUUAAACGAUUGCUUUCCCAAGCUUCAACCAUUAGCUCACCUCUGGAAGAAAUCUGAAGAUCGCCGAUAUUGGAGGAGACGGAACUCUGGCCCAAAUACCAGUGCAGCUGGUGAGAUUUCACUCUCUAUUGAAAGCAAAGACUUCGAACUAUCGUAUGAAGGGCACAACAUCAUCAUCUCCGAAUCUAAAUCAGGUAAAAUCCGCCAUCUAUACAUCGCUAAGACUCUUGCCCCUUGGCUAAUUGAUGUUCUAAGUCGGCCGGAAUACUCAAACGAAAACUGGGAAAUUACCGGUUAUGAUGGUGAUUCUUUCCUCAAUGUUUUUUGGGAUUCAAAUAGAUUUGGUCACUUUGCUCGCCUCUCAUCAAAUCUGGGACCCCAACACUCUCAAAUUUUCAUACCCGCUGGUUACUCUUUAGAAGGAUUAAAAAUUUUUAGCAGGGGUUUGACUGAGCUCUUACGGGCCUCGGAAGGGAGAUGUAGUCAGAGUGACCCUCUGCCACUCCCUUACAGUGAUGAAGGAGAUUGCAGGAAGCUCAAAAAUGACAAGGACGAAGGAUGGAGAUGCUGCCCCAGCUGGGUGCUGACUUCUGAAAGGGUUGAUGAAGAUCGAAAGCGUCCUGGAAAUAUGCUCCUUAUUGACUCUAUAAUGGAACAAGAACUGGAAGGUGCUCCAAAACACACUCUAGAUGCAGAAGCUCUAAUUGACAAGGAUUGUCUGAAGAUACUCGAUCAAGUCAUUAGGGACAACCUUAACCUCUUCCGGAGAUCAGUAGCAAACAAAAGAUUUUUGCAAGUUCUUAAGAAGGGUGAGAUACUCAGUUACUCAGGGGAAGUUAUCAGGGUCACUAGAGAAGCAAUGAAGAGCUUCGAGUUCAUUGAUGCAGCAAUAAUUCAAGGAGCAAAGUAUCCGGUAUUCCUUGCUUAUGCAAAGGAGGAUAUGGAGGUAGUGCUCACUCAACUGUGUGGUGUUCAAGAAUGAAUGUAGAACACAUCUUGGCCAGGGAUAGUUUUCACUUCCAUUCAGUUUUAUUUUCAGCCUUUCUAGGAUGGGUUUUCUUGCAAUAAUUUCACCCUACUGUUGGUGUUUGGGGUGUGGCAGUAGUCACAUAGUUAUUAGGGACACAAAGUCCCACAAUGAGUUUGAAGGCUGGUAGGUUUAGGCCGUUUAGUAGCCCUAGACUUUGGUGAACGGAAAAUCAAGAAUUUUGUGGGUU